UACAACCCACAAGGGCAAGCCAUUGUGGAACGUAUGCAUCAGAAUAUUAAAGCACAGAUUCAAAAGUUAAGGUCAGCAGGUAAGUAUACAACUCCCCAUCAUUUGCUUAGCCAUUCCCUAUUCGUUUUGAAUCAUGUAAAUACAGAUAACCAGGGGCUUACAGCCGCCGAAAGACAUUGGGCAGAGAAGGAGAGUGCUCCUAAACCCCUGGUCAGAUGGAAAGACCAAUUAACUGGCCUAUGGAAGGGGCCAGAUGUGCUAAUUGCCUCUGGACGAGGCUAUGCUUGUGUUUUCCCACAGGAUGCCGAAUCACCAAUUUGGGUCCCAGACAAACUCAUCAGGCCAGCCAAAGGAAACAGACAUCCGUCCCCCACGCCGAAAGAGGCCGAACCGCCGGAUAAUGCGGAACCUGGCCAAAAAGAUCAAGGCGACUCGCCUGGAGCCAAAAAUAAAAUCACGCCAGACGCCGACGUGGACGCAGCUUAAAACCCUGACAGCUCAGGCAAAGGAAGUAUUGAAGGCUGCACAUGCCCCGGAAACGGCAACCUUGCUGUUUGUGGCUAUGCUUGCAGUCAUGAGUGCACCCACCGCUUUAGGGGAAAGUUAUUGGGCUUACUUACCAAAGCCACCCAUAUUACAUCCUGUAGGAUGGGAGGUGUCGGAUCACAUCAAGGUUUUAACCAAUCAAACAUUAGUGAUAGGGGGAUCGCCUGACUUUCACCUUCUAAGGAACAGCUCGGGUUAUGUAGAUUUUGAGGGAAAGUCCGAUUCUCUGCCCAUUUGCUUCUCUUUCUCCCCUUCGGUGCCAGUGGGCUGUUUCCAAGUAGGAAAAAGGGUGUUUAACACAGAUACCCCCACCUUGGACAAUACCAAAUCAGAUGGAAAGGGCAAUGGGCGACGUAUGUGGGAAUUGUGGAUGACCACCGUGGGCGAUAAAGAAGAAAAAAGACAACAUUAUACCACAGCAAAGAAUCUUCCGCCGCGCUACCCCCAUUGCAGAGCAGCAUUUAAAAAGGACGCCCUUUGGGAGGGAGAUGAGAAUGCUUUCCCGCGCUGGCUUCCAUGUGCCUUCCCUGACAAUGGGGUAAGAUUCUCUCCCUUAGGCGCUGCUGGACUUCUCUGGGACUUCUCCAUGUCCUCACCUGAUAAAGAUCAGAGCAAUUAUCUCUCCACCAACUCAAAACUUUAUGGGAACUACGUGCCUCCAGUUGGAAAACCAAUCAAAAGAUGGUAUGAUGCGGGGUGGGUAGAACCGACAUGGUUCUGGGAGCCACUCCACACGGACCUCCCUGAUAGAUUGAACAAACCACUGAUAGAACAUCCAGAACUGUUCCGACUGGUUGCUUCUAGUGAGAAACUUUUGCUGAAGAAACCAGGAGCUGCUGAUUAUGAUGCUGUUUCAGUUUCUGCUUGUGUUACCUAUCCCUAUGCAAUAUUAGUAGGAUUGCCACAAUUGAUUAGCAUAGAUAAGGUUGAAUCUAUUUUUAGUAUUAAGUGUAUAUCAUGUAAG
Messenger RNA from Rattus rattus (black rat), 1510 nucleotides. RefSeq lists its product as uncharacterized. The transcript has a single exon. The annotation marks the transcript as partial. The record is from RefSeq and is a predicted model, not a curated record. NCBI's taxonomy places the organism in Eukaryota, Metazoa, Chordata, Mammalia, Rodentia, Muridae.